Cicer arietinum (chickpea) is the source of this 1286-nucleotide messenger RNA. RefSeq lists its product as uncharacterized. The record is from RefSeq and is a predicted model, not a curated record. NCBI's taxonomy places the organism in Eukaryota, Viridiplantae, Streptophyta, Magnoliopsida, Fabales, Fabaceae. Gene Ontology annotation, biological process: DNA-templated transcription elongation; transcription elongation-coupled chromatin remodeling.
AAAAAUAACAAAAAAAGGAAAAUCAUAAGGAUUGGCAUCUUGAGAAGAUGAAAGGAGGGGCACUGCUGCUUCAACUAUGGAAUCCACCACCACGUUUCCACACUCUCUCUCUCCCAUCUCUCUCCUCUCCUCUUCCUCUCUCAAUCUCCGCCACCCAACAACAACAACUCCUCACAGCUAAAGAGAGAAGACAGUUAAGAAACGAACGAAGAGAGAGCAGUAACUGGAGAGAAGAAGUUGAAGAUAAACUCAUUAAGAAGACUAAGAAAGAGAAUAAAUCAUGGAUGGAUGAACUCAACCUUGAUAAUUUAAUGAAAUUGGGUCCUCAAUGGUGGGUUGUUCGUGUUUCGCGUGUUAAGGGUCACUAUACUGCUGAAGUUCUCGCUCGUUCUUUGGCUAAGUUUUUUCCUGACAUGGAUUUUAAGGUAUAUGCUCCUGCUAUCCAUGAGAAAAGGAGAUUGAAGAAUGGUUCCUACUCCGUUAAACCAAAGCCUCUUUUCCCGGGUUGUAUUUUUCUGAGAUGUGCGUUGAACAAACCACUGCAUGAUUACAUAAGAGAGUAUGAUGGUGUUGGUGGCUUUAUUGGAUCCAAGGUUGGAAAUACAAAAAGACAGAUUAAUAAACCAAGGCCAGUAUCUGAGGAAGAUAUGGAAGCAAUCUUCAGACAGGCAAAAGAACAACAAGAAAAUGCCGACAAACUAUUUGAGGAAGAAGAGAAAAAUGCUGUCCUAAACUCUGGGAAAUCCAAUAAAGAGUUAGAACUAGAUGUUUCAAAAACCAUUGUCGAUUCUAAGCCUAAAAGGGGUUCGAGAAAAACAUCUAUCCAGGCCACAGUCACAGAAGCUACACCUUCUAAACCGGAUUAUAAACUUCUUGUUGCGGGUUCCACUGUUCGUAUUAUAUCUGGAUCGUUUUCAGGGUUUGCAGGUACCCUCAAGAAGCUGAAUCGCAGAUCCAAAAUGGCAACGGUGCAUUUAACCAUAUUCGGGAAAGAGAACAUAGUAGACCUAGAUGUUAGUGAAAUUGCUCCAGAGACUAAUGAAUCCCUUUAGGUUCUCUCCCCUCACCUGAUGGUAUGUUUCACUCUGAAAAUAAAACUUUCAAGAGUUGAUCUUUCGAGUUUUUCCACUUGUCGACAAAGUCCCUUUUCUUAAAGAAAAUUUAAUGAUUUUUUUACCUAGUGCAUAGUUGUAUAUUAUGAACAUGUACUUGUGCUUAAUUUCCAAAAAUGAAAUAUGAGAUGUUUAUAGACUGAGCCUAAAAUUUGAAAGGGGUUUGUUGCAUUA